Messenger RNA from Solea solea (common sole), 2094 nucleotides. It is a transcript of the gene cpox, whose product is annotated as coproporphyrinogen oxidase. The record is from RefSeq and is a predicted model, not a curated record. The transcript is spliced from 7 exons. Gene Ontology annotation, cellular component: cytoplasm; mitochondrial intermembrane space. The coding region runs from base 121 to 1485 and encodes 454 amino acids. NCBI's taxonomy places the organism in Eukaryota, Metazoa, Chordata, Actinopteri, Pleuronectiformes, Soleidae. Gene Ontology annotation, molecular function: coproporphyrinogen oxidase activity.
CUUCAGUUGAAACACGAGCGACCACACGUACACACAACUUCUAAUGUUUAUAGUCGUUAUUUAGCAUGCGACGCUUCCACCCGCGAGUCGAACACUUCGAGUAAACCGUUUGUCCUUCAGAUGGCCACCAUCGUUUUCUGUACAGUCAACAGAACGGCUCAGAGUUCGGCGCGACGAUGUUUAAAUGCACAUUUUCAGCGUGUUAGUGGCGUAAGAGCGUGUCCCUCCACUCACAGUCCGCCACUGACUUCGUUUCCGGGAGCGAGAUGGUUUUCUAGGUUUACCGGGGUGAGGUUUGUGUCCCAUGGGACCGCGGGGAGAUCCACAGCCGGACGAAUCCGGCGAGCUGCUCUGGCGCUGAGCGGAGCCGCAGUCGUGACUGCAGCAGCGGCCACAGCAGUGCUGGUAGCCAACGGCAACCACUUCCAGCGGGCAGAGAUGGCGACUAGAGUCUCCCAAUCAUCCGCGGAGCCGGAGGAGGAAGAGGGGGACAUCCUGGAGAGAUGCCGGGGGUUCAUGUCUCCUCCGGUGACCGACAUUAAGGUGCUGCAGGGCAGGAAAGAGGACAUGAAGACGAGGAUGGAGAUGCUGAUCAUGCAGACUCAGGCCGACUUCUGCAGAGCCCUGGAGAAGGUGGACGGUGGGAAGUUCCAUGUGGACAGGUGGAAAAGAAAGGAAGGUGGUGGAGGAAUCAGCUGUGUGAUGCAGGAUGGAGAUGUGUUUGAGAAGGCUGGGGUCAAUGUGUCGGUGGUGUUUGGGAACCUGACUGAAGAAGCUGCCAAGCAGAUGACGAGCAGAGGAAAAGUCCUCAAAGGGAAAGAUGGGAAGCUGCCAUUUUGUGCCAUGGGCGUGAGCUCUGUUAUCCACCCUAAGAACCCCCACAUCCCCACGGUGCACUUCAACUACAGAUACUUUGAGAUCGAGGAGGAAGAUGGCACAAAGCAGUGGUGGUUUGGUGGAGGCACAGAUCUCACUCCAGUCUACGUUGAUAAAGAGGAUGGGUUUCACUUCCACAACACCCUGAAGGAGGCCUGUGACAAACACCACUCACAGUACUACCCCGAGUUUAAGAAAUGGUGUGACAGGUACUUCUACAUUCGUCACAGAGGAGAGACUCGAGGUAUUGGAGGGAUCUUCUUCGAUGACCUUAACUCCCCGAAUCAGGAAGAAGUGUUCAAGUUUGUCAAGAGCUGUGCUGGCACUGUGGUGCCCUGCUACCUGCCCAUCGUACAAAAACACCUCAAUGACUCCUUUACUGAUGAGGAGAAGAACUGGCAGCAGAUACGACGAGGCAGGUAUGUGGAGUUUAACCUGGUGUACGACAGGGGAGUGAAGUUUGGUUUGGCAACGCCCGGCUCCAGAAUCGAAAGCAUCCUCAUGUCUCUCCCCCUCACCACCAGGUGGGAGUACAUGCACGAGCCUGCCAAAGGUUCCAAGGAAGCUGAAAUGAUGGAGGUGUUUCGAAACCCCAAGGAGUGGGUUUAACUGCAGUUUUACAUGUCGAUACUGACCAAACAUCCAGGAAAAAGUUAUGUUCUGUUUGUAUUUUACAAAGGUGUCACCUGUUUGACAAGAACAGCAGCAGAACAAACCGUCACAGAAUUGCCUGAAGAGUUUUUAACCUGUAUAAGUGCUUUUCUGUUAGCUUUGUCAAAACAGCACUUAUUUGUUUUAUUUAUAUGCCUGAGAUAAAAAUGUAUCACAUCUCUGCUUUACUGUUACAAAGCACUGAUAGGCAAAUGAGCUUAAACUGAGCCACCAAAUUAAGAACUUCUUAGCAAAUGUUAUAUAAAUGUUAAUACAUUUGCUCAUAAUGUUUACAAGUGCACCUGCUCACCAUUAUGGUCCAUCAAAGCUAAAUGAGUAUUGACUUCUUUCCAUUGAGCCAUAUUUACAUUGCGAUGGGAUUCAUUUGUGGUUAAUGAGUCACUUUCUGUUUUGAACAGCAGAGAAUAGCACUUGGAUUUAAACAUUGUGUUUCACUGAAAGAACUGGAUGAAUGUUGAUUAGAGGCCAAGUGAAACAUACAUGUUGAAGAUUUCUGUCCAUUAAACUCUUUCCAAUAAAUUUAAAUAAAUUGUAUUUUAAGAAGAA